Molecule: messenger RNA, 719 nt
Organism: Mytilus trossulus (common blue mussel)
Lineage: Eukaryota; Metazoa; Mollusca; Bivalvia; Mytilida; Mytilidae
Product: complement C1q-like protein 4
Exons: 2
Coding region: 50-565 (171 amino acids)
Molecular function (GO): protein binding
Source: RefSeq, a predicted model, not a curated record
AUCCAACCAAGACAUAUCAUAGGACAACUGAGAGUAUUAGGAAUACAAAAUGUUGGUGUCAAGCAUGUUUGUAAUGGCGAUUUGUUGUCUAGCUUCUGGAGAUGAAUGUUCAGUGAAUGAUGGUUCUUGUAAUGUCAACAUUAAUUUUCAAAGAAAACAGUCAGAAGUUAUUGCGUUCCAUGCUCGCAUGUCGACUGUUGUUCGGUCUCUUGCUGUUCGUCAAACGCUGAUUUUCGAUACAAAUAUAUCCAAUCAUGGCGACGGAUACAAUAAAGCGACAGGUAUAUUCACAGUUCCCAAAAGUGGUACCUACGUAUUUGUCUGGGUUAUCCGUAUGCAUACAGCUGAGCAUUCCAUCGAGCUUGUGAUCAACGACACAGUAUUUGGUUCAACCUUUCUACGGGCUAAAAAUGGAGACGAUGGUUCAGUAAGUAAUACAGUCGUUGUGGAUGUUGCAAGGGGCGAUAAUGUAUUUGUUCGUAACCACGGUUCCUUGGCUGGAGAUGGCAUCAUUAACAACAAUCAGCAUGGCAAAUCAACAUUCUCUGGUUGGCGUUUGGGAUAAAUGGUUUACAUCACAAACAGAUGCACGCUAGAGAGACGCAUGUUAUCUAACUUAAUAAAAGAUUAUACCCUAGAUAUAAAGAGAGCUUGAUCUUUUUGAAUUAAAGAAGGGAUGCAUUUGAAAACAAGGUUAUCCAUACAAACAUCUUAUAUUU